AGACCUCAGCUCAGCAGCACAGCUUCGCACCCCGAGUCAGGAGGAUGCCUUUGCCUUCGCAGCGCAGUUACAAGUACACAUCCCAGCAGCACAGACGACGACAAACUUAAGUGGAAGCCAUCUGAAGACGCCACCCCGCAAGGUCCGCGGCUGAUUUCGGCCCAGGGCAGUGGGCCCCGCAGGCAGCCCCGAGCAGCACAGGCUUACCUUACCUCCAAGCUGCAGGCCUGGGAGGCCUGGGGCCCUGCAGGCCAGGGUGCCGCUGCCGGUGCCGCUGCCUACGGAACUCCCGCCUCUCCUCAGCGCCUGCUCCCGCGUCCCGCCCCGCUUCUCAAAGAGGCAGAGGCCUCCGCCGGAGGGAGCGCCGGGGCAGGACAGGCCCAGGAGGCAAGGCGCGGUGUGCACGCCGGCACGGAGCCGGAGCCCCUCUGUUCGCGGGCAUGUCAGGCUCGGAGCGGCGGAGACCCACAGGCCACAUCCAGUUGGACGGCAGACCAGCAUCGCCCACCACAGAUGGAAAUGAAAACAUCACAGAAGUAGACGCACUUGAUAUAAGGCAAACACUUGAUCCUGCAGUGCAAUACAAAAUGAACCACCAAAGAAGGGGAACUGCCUUAAUCUUCAAUCACGAACACUUCUUUUGGCAUCUAAGGCUGCCAGACAGGCGUGGGACGCUUGCAGACAGAAACAAUCUGAAACGCAGUUUGACAGACCUUGGAUUUGAAGUCAGUCUUUUUGAUGAUCUGAAAGCAGAAGAUGUGCUGCAGGAGAUUUAUAAAGCCUCUAAGGAUGACCACAGGAAUGCUGACUGCUUUGUUUGUGUGUUCCUGAGUCAUGGUGAGAAUGAUUAUGUUUAUGCAUAUGAUGCCCAAAUCAAAAUUGAGACAAUCACAGACAUGUUCAGAGGGGACAAGUGCCAGAGUCUGGUAGGAAAACCGAAGAUAUUUAUCAUCCAGGCAUGCCGAGGUGAUAAACAUGAUGACCCAGUUACUGCUGAGGAUUUAACAGACAGUAGCAGUGAAUCCAUUGUCAAUGAGACUGAAGUGGAUGCAGCUGGUGUCUAUACCCUGCCUGCUGGUGCAGAUUUUAUCAUGUGCUACUCUGUAGCGCAAGGUUACUUCUCUCAUCGUGAAACUGUGAAUGGCUCCUGGUACAUUCAAGAUUUGUGUGAGGCGCUUAGGAAGCACGGCACAUCCUUGGAGUUCACAGAGCUGCUCACUCUUGUCAACAGGAAAGUAUCUCAUCGCAGAGUGGAUGUGUGCAGAGACAUUAAUGCUAUAGGAAAAAAGCAGAUUCCUUGUUUUGCCUCCAUGUUAACUAAAAAAUUGUAUUUUCAUCCAAAAUCUAAGUAAGAUUGUUAGUCAGCAAUGACAUCCAUUAACGAGUGGUGGCUGCAGAAGAGAUAAAAAACCCCACACUAUCUUUGUUCUUGAGACUGAGACACCACAAGAUUGAUUGUAAAUACAGUGGGAUCAGAUGUUAUAGGAUGUAUACAUCAAUAGUUUCUCAAACUUUGAAGCAAUCUUAAGGCUGAUAUUGCCACUCUCUUCAUCUCAGGGAAUUUGGGAAAAGCUGGUGCAAAGGUGCUCAGAUGUUGUUGAAAUUGGUACUCUCACUGGUUUUUCUUUUCCCUUUUUUGCUUGAUUGCCAUUAACUGUGGCACAUUUUACUAUUUCCAGAACAUUUCAGAUGGUUGCAUUUAGAUUAGCCUGCCUUGCUCCAAGAGCACAGUUUGCAGGGCAUCUUUGUAAAGCUGUGGACAGCAAGGUCCACUCUCCAAUUUUUGUAGACUUAUUCAUCUUUUUAGCUACUUUUUCACUUGACACUAAAAAAAGGAACUUAAUACCUUGAGCACAAUUACAGCAUUGAUAUGGGAAAAGAGCUUCUUUUUGCUUGCACAUCAUUUGUGUUUGCUGGUGCUUGUGGGGAAAAGCAAGCAGUAGUGAAAUGAGACCAGGUACAGCUUGCUUAGCAUCACUCACCUUGUACAGAUCUUUAAAGCUAAACCAAAACCAUUUCAAGCUUCCAGGCUCACUGAUGACUGCUGAGACACCUCUAGGUAGUUCUGCAAAGCACAACAUACACAAAACCUGUUGGAGUGAGUCCAGAGCAGGGCCAUGAAGAUGAUUCAAGGGCUUGAGCACCUCUGCUCUGAGGACAGGCUGAGUGAGCUGGGGUUAUUCAGCCUGGAGAACAGAAGACUUCAGGGGCACCUUAGAACUGCCUUACAAUACCUGAAGGGAUUCUACAGGAAGGCUGGAGAGGAACUUCUUUCAUAAGAGGCAGGAUGAGUUUGAAGCUGAGUUAGA
Messenger RNA from Pogoniulus pusillus (Red-fronted tinkerbird), 2309 nucleotides. RefSeq names its product caspase 6 (gene CASP6). NCBI's taxonomy places the organism in Eukaryota, Metazoa, Chordata, Aves, Piciformes, Lybiidae. The coding region runs from base 441 to 1352 and encodes 303 amino acids. The record is from RefSeq and is a predicted model, not a curated record. The transcript has 8 exons. Gene Ontology annotation, biological process: apoptotic process; positive regulation of neuron apoptotic process. Gene Ontology annotation, cellular component: cytoplasm.